GCCAAGGGUUAAAAAUAAAUAUUACGUCAUGCGCGCAAAGCAGUUUGGGAUCGAAGUGCGGACAAACACAACAUCCAACAUUCUUCAUCAUGUCAUGGCUGCCAAAAAAGGAGCAACAAAGCAUUGUUGUUGGGGAAAAUGCAACUCUGGCUCAAGGUAUUCUGAACGGCUGCCAGAAAAUGUUUAUUUCAUUCGUUUUCCAAAGCCAGGAGCAUUUAAAGAUGGCAUGACUGACUGGCAGAAGCAACAAGAAACGCAGAAAACUGAGAAGUGUAAGCGGUGGAUUCACGCUUGCGGUCGCAAAUCAUUUACAUUGUCGCAUAUCAAGAAGUACACAUACAUCUGUUCCUUGCAUUUUGUUGGAGGAAAUGGACCAACAGUUAUAAAUCCAGAUCCUAUCUUCGCUACAUCCUCAAAAGAAACAACUUCAAAGGUUAAUAAGACAAGGAAGGCACCGAAAGACCGAACUUUAUUACUAGGCCACCCAUCAUCAACUCGAAAACGAAAGCUAGGAGACGACACGGGCCUAUAUGAUAACAACUUCGAGAGUCAAGAUGAAGAUGAAUCGUGUUCCCGCGAUGACACACAGUUAGAAAUUGAUGAUCAAAAUCUGGAGCCAUUUCAAAAAGAUCAGGAAACACAAACUGUGUAUGAUAGGCAUAUCCUAGGGGCAAAGGUGGAAACAAUGAUGCUUAGGAACAAGGAAAUUCAAAAACAUCAGAGCAUCUAUAGACUGCACAGAGUUCAAAUGUGAGGUUCCACGUGAUUAUGGAAAACAAGGUAACAUGUAUUCAGCAUAUAAGCACCAUACAACUAUGAAAUGCCUUAUCGCUGUAAAUCCAAAUGGAGCUGCAGUGUUUGUAUCAGAUCUGUUUGAAGGCAGUGCAGAUGAUGUUAAAGUUUUUCA
Messenger RNA from Nematostella vectensis (starlet sea anemone), 907 nucleotides. RefSeq lists its product as uncharacterized. The record is from RefSeq and is a predicted model, not a curated record. Bases 29 to 754 code for a protein of 241 amino acids. Lineage: Eukaryota; Metazoa; Cnidaria; Anthozoa; Actiniaria; Edwardsiidae. The transcript has 2 exons.